Carcharodon carcharias (great white shark) is the source of this 707-nucleotide messenger RNA. RefSeq names its product complement component C7-like. Gene Ontology annotation, biological process: immune response. Gene Ontology annotation, cellular component: membrane attack complex. The record is from RefSeq and is a predicted model, not a curated record. The transcript is spliced from 5 exons. Lineage: Eukaryota; Metazoa; Chordata; Chondrichthyes; Lamniformes; Lamnidae. The coding region runs from base 90 to 707 and encodes 205 amino acids.
CUGCAGGACAGUCGUCCGGACAGGUCCGCGGUUUGUCCAACACUGUCGGAGGCCGUGCAGGCUUUGUGGCAGCAUUGAGCCUGAUCGACAUGGGGAAUCCCCAGUCUAACGCUGAGGUUUACCAACGCUGGGCUGGAUCGGUCAAGGACAACCCAAUCAUCAUCAACCAAAAGCUAGCACCGCUCCAUGAGUUGGUGAAGGGUGUCCCCUGUGCCGGGGUGAAGAGACACUACCUGCAAAGAGCGAUCGAGGACUACGUCCAUGAGGUUCACCCAUGCCGAUGUCGGCCCUGCCAGAACAAUGGCGAGGCUGUCGUGGUUGGAUCGGUUUGCCAGUGUUUGUGUAAGCCCUACACAUUCGGAAUAGCCUGCGAGAGAGGAGCACUCGCCAAGGAACGGGAAAGCGGAAGUGGUAUUGAUGGGAGUUGGAGUUGUUGGACAGCCUGGGCUGCAUGUACAAAUGGAAGGAGACAGCGAUUGAGAAGAUGUGACAAUCCUGCUCCCAGCUCAGGAGGGAAAAACUGUGCCGGAGUUGGAGUACAAUCGGAGAAGUGUGAAGAUGGAGAGAUGGAAUAUUUACGCCUGCUCGAACCUCAUUGCUUUGAAACGCAUAUUGAUCCUACCAGGAGCUGCCCAGCACCCCCUCAGCUAGAAAAUGGCUUUGUCCAGGUUUCCUUUAUUGAGUUCUGGCCAUACAGGAGACGUUAG